GGGGGGGGGGUCCUGAUCCCAUUUAUGCACAAAUUUUAGAAAAAUUCCAAAUCACAUAUACUUUUAACAGCAUUUUAUACAUUUCAAAUUCAAAGGGGUGAAUUUCAAAGCUCUCUUCUUGGAGCAAAGUUUCAGGGAAAUGUUGAGGCUUUCACAAAAUGAAAAAAAAAAAUCCAGGGUUCACAUAUCAUGUUUGACUUAAUUUUGGCUUUAAUCUCACAUCACAUCUAGACCCUUUGCUACCCUCUCAAAGUGGACCCCUCAUAUGACGGCUUGACAACAUAGUAAAUCACAGACAAACUGACCCUUUCACUUCCAAGAAAUAUCAACAAGUGAUUGUGCCUUUGCUUUAUUACAUUGUUCAUUAGAGAGGUGAUGAGGAGAAAGAGAAUAAUCAAAAUAGAGGAUAUUGCUUGAUUCAUCACCAAUUUGUCAGCUUUGGAAUCAUAAGAAAUGUGUUACACAGAGUAAAUAGAAUUGAUACUGAAAUCUUGGAAGUAAAAGGGCUUCUAUGUUUAUAAUUUAGGAAGGUAAGGAGAUAGUUAUGAGAGAAAAGUAGAUCUAGUUUUUCAUUGGCUCUGUGAUAAGCAAUUUGAUAUAUAGGUAAUGCUGUCUUGCACAUUUUAUGCAAUAGUUUUGCAUGUAAAGGAUCAAGUAUCCACAAUUAAGUUUCAAAGGACUGUUAACUUACUACUGAGUGGAACUGUAGUUUAAUUUAAAAUCAGCUGUGUCUAAAGUGACUGGAACUCGAUCUUUUUGUCCUCUAUCAGUUCAUUUUUGUAGAGGUUUACCUUGAGGAUACUUAAGUACUUUUAUACUUCUUAAAGAAGGAGAUGAAUUUUUAAGCUAUACACAGCAAGCAAAAUUAUAAAGGUAGUACAAACAGAGCUUGUCAUUAAGUAAUAAUGAUAAAUUUGUAUGAGAUCAGGUAUUCUGAUUAGUUAAUCAAUCAAUCCUCAACAGAAGUGAGGGUUUAACAUCUUCAAUUGCUAUAGCUUUGCAGUUUAAGAGGUUUCUAAUCAAACAUUGCAUUACAUAUGUUUUAGAGAUUGCAAAAUCAUUGCAAAUUUUUCAUAACUGGCAAAAGUAAUGUGUGCCUGCAAUUGUCAUUUUUUUGCCUUUUUAUGUGCUGUAAUUUAAGUGGAAAGUCAUUGAAACUAAUUAUGAUGCUAGAGCUAUAUGUUUUUCUUUUGAUUUCUCAUUGGCUCCUUGCAAAAUAUGCUCCUGAUUAGCUGUGAUUAUUACUUAGGUUUUGGUGUACACUCACUCUAAAAAAAGUGCCCUUUGCCAUGCAAUACAGCAAGUUUACCCAGAAAAUAAGGUAGCUUUGCAUCCUUUUGGGUCAAUGGAUGUUCUUUGUAAAAACACUAUCAGUUUUUUUCUCUUUUAUCGGUGCAUAUCAUGUUUUGGAGCAGUCCUAUUAUUCAGAUAGAUGUAUUGAUAUUAGUUAAACAACCGUGAGUUGAGACUGCCACUAUUAAGCUGCAGCAUGGAAUAGUUAUUGUUAAAACUUAUGAAAUUAUUUAAAUUAUAUUGUGGUCUUUAUGUAGUCCUUAUUUUAAGAAAGGGCUAAGGUGAAAUUAAAAGGUUAACUGUUUAGAAUGGAAUAGAAUCUCUUAGCCAUGUACACUGUAGUCUCAAGAUCAGUGAUAGUCUCUUCCCAUUUAAUUUCAACACUUUUCCCUCGAAAGGAGUUUGGAGAAUUUGGUUUUAUAUCAAGCUUAAUAGAGAUUGCACCAUCUAGUUGGCUGGUUUGCCUAUCUCCAUCAAUUGUGCAGUGGAAUAAUUUCUUGUAAUUGUUGGGGGAAGUGAGAUUUUCAUCACUCCUGUGGUUUAAAAGGUAAGUAGAUGAGAGACAACCAUUGGAAAGAAGCUGCUUGAUGGAGUUUAAAAUUUUUAACAGAAGUUUGUGAGAAAUCAUUAAAAAUGCGGUAGAAAAAUUGUAUGCUGUCGUCGGAAGUUUAACAAUUUUCAGACAAGGAACGAUUUCGAAGCUUGAGGUAUGUCGUCCCUUCUCUUAAGCCGUCAGUCCCGUGGGAUCCUGGGAGCUAGGUAACCUGAAAAAAAUUAGCAACAUAUGCCAUCCCUUAGUUUUGAAGGUUUUCAUGGACUCAAAGAACCACCCAAGAAUUCGGCUACUAUUUGUGAUGGCUGUCCAUCUUGUUAAACACAUCGGAGGUUGUCAUUGUGGCAAAGUUCGCUUCGAGAUCUUAGCUAAACCCGUGCUGAAGGCUUGGAAAUGCAAUUGCACCAUAUGUGUGAAGAAAGGGAUCACACCUGUUCUUGUUCCUGAAGAAUACUUUAAACUUCUCCAGGGUGAAGGCCACAUCUCUUGUUACACUUAUAACACCCAUCAAGCUAAACACUAUUUCUGUACAACAUGUGGAAUUCAUGCAUUCUAUCGACCUCGCAGUAAUCCUAAGGCUUAUGGCAUUUCACUGCAUUGUCUGGAUGGAGGAACUGUACAAAAAAUUGAUACAGUCGUUAUUAAUGCCCUUGACUGGGAAAAUUGGGAAAAGUACUUGAUGGAACAUCCAGAUGCCUCAAACUACACUGACAAUGUGCAGUAGCACCAAGAGUCAGGGGUUGGGGACAAUAAAAGGGAACUCUAGAUGGAAAUAUACCACCAUGGCCUUAGCUGACUAUCGACUAUAAGACUUCUGGUCCAGAAAGACUUCCUUUUCAAGAGGCUUAAGAAUCAUUGUUUUGGUAUUAAGCCAAAUUCUUUUAACUUCUUCACAAGGAGUGACAGUUGAGCUGCCAAGAGGGUAAAUUGGCAACCUAAUUGUACAACUCUAAGGGUUAAGGGGCUAGAUUUUAUACCCUGCUUUUUUUCUUGAGUCUUUUGAGUAUUAAGAACCGUAUAACCAUGUCUGUUGUUACAUACUCAUUCAGACAGUAUUAUAGGUUGCACCCCUUGAGAAUGUUCCAUUGGAAAUGUUCAGGAGGUAGUUAGGAGUUGAUAAGAUUUGCCUAUAGUGCUCAAAUCUACAACAACCUCAUGAUGUGCUGUUAUAAUGCUGCUACUUAGCUGUGUGAGGCCAAAGAAUGAUAUCAAAUUUGUUGUAUGUAAAUUAUUGGAAUAUCAAACAGUAUUUUCAUUGUUUAUAUAGUUGGAGGUGAUUAUUUAUUUUAAGCCACACUCUGAGAAGAAGACUCUGAUACUGUUACUGAUAGCUAUUAGUUUUUGGGUCUCUGGUUCCCCACGUGAUGACUUAAAUGCUGGCUUACCAUCUGUACAUUGAUGUGAUAUUUUUUUAAAAUUGGUUUUGGAUGUUUGAAAAUAAAUAAUACUUGGACAAAAA
This is a messenger RNA of Pocillopora damicornis (cauliflower coral), 3305 nucleotides long. Its product is annotated as centromere protein V-like. Lineage: Eukaryota; Metazoa; Cnidaria; Anthozoa; Scleractinia; Pocilloporidae. Gene Ontology annotation, molecular function: carbon-sulfur lyase activity. The record is from RefSeq and is a predicted model, not a curated record.